UGAAGUCACUUGCGUUCUCUUUCAUUUCCGCCUCUGCCCUGCUCUGCUUCACUGUAUUUUCUGGACGACACAAAAAGCGCAGCGAGAGGCGUUUGGUUUCCUUGUCUUCUGGUGGUGUUGCGGUCAAACAUGUCAAUGAAACGUUCUCCACCGAGGUCCCGCUGAUGACCUUUCACGAGAUGAUGUCGUAUCUUGACAGUGUGAUGACGUCUGUCGAAAGAGAGUCGCUCCCGAAGACUGGAAGCAAAAAGAUGUUGCCCAUAUUUCAGCUUAUGGACUCCUACCUGACAAAGCAGCAAGAUCUUGCGGCCACUUCCCCCAUGACAGAAGAGCGAAACCGGAUGGCAAGGCAGCUGGCAUACACAUUGGCAGCUCACGACAUGCGAAUCCGGCAUAGCUGCCGUGCUUUGAGGGAGAAGCGGGAUGUCUCAGGCUACAAUGCUCUCAGGGGAGGGAGAUACUUUUUCGGGCUGACACUGCAGAACGCGGAAGAAUCGCUUAAAGAGUUGGUGCUGCAGCUGCUCGACAUCAUCGACUUCCUGGGGCCAGGCAAUGUCUACCUGUCCAUUUAUGAGAACGGCAGCGAAGAUGACUCGAAGGACUUUCUGGUGAACAUGGAUGUACUCCUCACUCUCUUCAAUGUGGACCAUACAAUCGUGACGGACAUUGAGGGGCGACCACAUGAUGUUGAUGCAGUCGAGUAUCUUGCCAAAAAGCGCAACAGGGCGCUCGAGCCUUUGAUGGACGGAGACAACGGUUCAUUCGACAGGGUGGUCAUUCUGGACGGCCUCCUCUUCUGCAGUGCGGACGUCCUCGAGUUGCUACAUGAGGCCAAAAGGCAGGGGGCUGACAUGGCGUGCGGCGCUGACUUCCGAUUGCAAGAGGGCGAGAACGAGAAAAGCCGACGUCUUGCAUUUGGAGACACGAAGACAACAAUAGAUAUCACCGGUUCUCACUUCCUUCCUUUCCCCCCCAAUGCCUUCAGCCAGCACGAAGCCACCCGAGACCGCCUCAAGCGGACUCUGCCUGUGCAAGUCACUUGCUGCUGGAGCGGGCUUGUGGCUCUCAAUCCUCGGCCACUUGUCGAGGACGGGCUCACAUUCCACCACCGAGACAACGAAGGCGAAGAAGGGGCGUGUGGUGCGGGUGAGCGCAUGUUGCUGUGCCAGGACCUGUACCGCAACGGGUGGAAUCGGGUCAUGUUAGUCCCAGCUGCCAAAGCCGUCAGCUCGCAUGACCACGGAUGGAAAGAGACGGAUAAGUUGCGCGAAUACGAAGAAAUGCAAAGGGUAAAUCGAGGUUUCAAUCCAGAACCCGUCGAGUGGGCGCCUGUAAGUGGUGAGGUCGCGUGUCACGAAGAGGCUAGAGAUAAGACAGGCACACACACGUUCUUUGUUGGUGCUCCAAACCAUCGUGACAACGGGGCUACUCGUGGACGAGCGAGACUCCUCCCACGAAUCUCAGUUCUACAAUCUUGGCUUUCGUCGAACUAAUGAAUUAAGAUGACUACGUCAAAAGACAGGUGUCACGGGCAUAUGCAAUUUGACCAUAAUUUAUGCAAUUGUGUGUGUGUGACUUGUGAAUGAGAUCUGCAUCCGCAUUUUCCGAGGAAUGCAAGCAUUGCGAUUCUACAAACCAAUCUUGGACCGUAAACCGUUACGAGGCAUUUUGAGACGAAUGAGAUUGAAUUCACGCACCGUUUGAUCCCGUCUCCGGCUCAUUCUCAGUGAAGUUCUCAGGAGAAUGGUGCUUCGCUGAUAAAGGGAGGGAGGUGUUCUAGCAGCACCUGACCCCAGAAAUUCGAUACAAGCCGCCCACAACGGGCUGUGGGUGCGUGCGUGUGUAGCUGUGUGUGUGCGUGUCUGUGUCAUUCAUGACGAGAAGGAGGAAACUCUCUCUGUCCUUUCGGGGCUCGCCGCUCUGCGGGCGAGGCACGCUCUUACCCAAACUUCGUGUUCGUUCCUAAUAGAUCAUUCUUGUCGAGAGAUUUUAUAUUCGGUACCGUGUUUCUGCAUGCAGCCCCCACUCUGGCGCGGCGCAUGCAGCCGAUGUUAUAUCUUGUGUUGUGCAACCCCAUGCAGCCAGUCGCCGUCGUUGCAGGUGAUGUAAUCAUAUGCCUCAACGAGCUGCCACUAUCCUCCCUUGCUCGACCAUUUUUAAAACCUCCCAAAUGUGCCGAAGUGUGCAUGCAGCUCAUGCGAUUGCGGGAGGGG
Molecule: messenger RNA, 2213 nt
Organism: Vitrella brassicaformis
Lineage: Eukaryota; Vitrellaceae
Source: the annotation of a GenBank genome assembly